GCCGCGCGGGAGCGCUCCCCAGCCCGGGAACAGACGGGCUGUGGCGGCUCUGCGUGGGCACACGGGCACAGCGGGCUGCGGUCCGGCGCCAGCACCGGCAUCCCCGCACCGAGACGCGGGACGUGACUCAGGGAACACACAAGCUUCUUCAACAUGGGAGCUGUAGUAGCUGAUGAUGGUCCAUCAGGUGUUAAAGCCCCUGAUGGAGGCUGGGGCUGGGCUGUCCUUUUUGGCUGUUUUAUCAUCACAGGAUUCUCUUAUGCCUUUCCUAAGGCAGUUAGUGUCUUCUUUAAAGAACUUAUCCGGGAAUUUGGCAUUGGAUAUAGUGACACUGCAUGGAUUUCCUCCAUUCUGUUGGCCAUGCUUUAUGGAACAGGUCCACUUUGUAGCAUAUGUGUCAAUCGCUUUGGUUGUCGCCCUGUCAUGCUGGUGGGUGGCCUUUUUGCUUCAAUGGGGAUGGUGAUAGCUUCCUUCUGCACAAGCAUCGUUCAGAUCUAUCUAACUGCAGGUGUGAUUACCGGUUUGGGUUUGGCACUAAACUUUCAGCCUUCACUCAUCAUGUUAAACCGUUACUUUGACAAACGCCGGCCCUUAGCCAAUGGGCUAUCUGCUGCUGGGAGUCCAGUGUUUCUUUGUGCUCUCUCACCGUUGGGGCAGAUACUACAGCAUGAGUAUGGUUGGAGAGGAGGAUUCCUUAUCCUGGGUGGGAUGCUGCUCAACUGCUGCGUAUGCGGAGCACUAAUGAGACCUUUGGAGCCACCCAAAAAGGCUGAAGCUACCAAAGAGCCAGCUGAGAAGAAAGUGAAGAAAAAACUUCUGGAUUUCAGUGUGUUUAAAGACAGUGGUUUUGUAAUCUAUACGCUAGCAGCAUCUAUCAUGGUGCUUGGCCUCUUUGUUCCCCCAGUGUUUGUUGUGAGUUAUGCCAAGGAUUUAGGGUAUCAAGACACCAAAGCAGCUUUUCUUCUGACUAUUCUGGGAUUCAUUGAUAUCUUUGCUCGCCCAAUCUGUGGAAUGGUUGCUGGUCUUAAAUGGGUUAGACCACGCUGUGUCUACCUCUUCAGUUUUGCUAUGAUUUUUAAUGGCUUUACAGAUCUCAUGGGCUCUAUGUCUGCUGAUUAUGGUGGACUGGUGGUCUUUUGCAUUUUCUUUGGCAUUUCUUAUGGAAUGGUAGGUGCUCUUCAGUUUGAAGUUCUCAUGGCUAUCGUUGGUACGCAGAAGUUUUCCAGUGCUAUUGGUUUAGUGCUCCUGGCAGAAGCUAUGGCUGUUCUGAUCGGUCCACCAUCAGCAGGAAAACUCCUGGAUGCAACGGGGAGGUACAUGUUUGUUUUCAUUAUUGCUGGAAUUGAAGUUACCACCUCAGCCCUUGUACUGGCCUUGGGAAAUUUCUUCUGCAUUAAGAAAAAAUCAGAAGAACCACAUACAAGAGAAGAAGCAGCAGAAAGAGAGGAAUUAAACAAAUCUGAAAACAAAGCUCCUGAAGAUGCCAAAGUGGACUCUAUUGAAGUAGAGCAGUUUCUGAAAGAUGAGCCUGAAAAAAAUGGCGAAGUUGUAACUAACCCAGAAACAUGUGUGUGAGCAUGACAAGGAACUGAAAAGUGUUUAGAAAUGAAAGAUUUCCAAUGCUAUUUAUUUUAGAAACAGAAAUAGUUUAGGGCUGGGCCAUCUGCUUUAAUAACUGGGGGCUAGUCAGCUCAUCAGGUCUCUUUGGGAAGCUGAUUAGCUAGACAUCAUCCAACUGGAAAAAUAGCUUUAUUGGUAAAAGGUGGAACACUGUGGUUAUACAUUUUAUGUAAACUAAAAAGCUUUUAUGAACACGAGUAGGGUCUUGCUAUGCAUCACUGGAAACCGCUCACUUGGAAGAUACAGAAAAAGCAUAUUUUUAGAAAAGUGGAAUUAUAUGUAUGUUUUCAGACAAUAUUGAUGAAAUCGCUGUGUUGUGUGGCUAAAUAUAAUUUCCCUACGUUCUCUGUGAAGGGAAAAGACAUCGAGAUGGAUAAAAAUCUCAGGAACUUAAAGGCCUCCAUUAGGUUUUUGAAUUUCUUACCUUCUUAGAUUUUUUUAGAUUAAUUGGCUCAGCCCUAAUUUAAUUUUGAUAAUAUCUGUAACUUUGAUUUCCAUAAAUACAUUUCUGCCUAAACCUGUAACCUUUGCAAUUAUCAUCUGGAAAUCCUGUUUUUGGAAAGGCGCAUUACAGACAGCAUCCUCAGCAGAUUACACAAGUGGUAUUCCAAGAUAGUACUUAAAAAAAAAAAAAAAAAGGCAGAAUGGACCCUCACAGACCUCAGACCUGAGGAAACAAAAUUAGCCCACAAUUCCAUAUACUGUAUUCAAUAAAAUUUCCCUAGAGCAUUGAAAAAUAUUACAAGUAACAUGGACAACAUGAUCAGUAGAAUAUUCUGAAAAAAGUGUCCAUUUUGCAUAUAAAAGAAAUGAUGGUGCAAGUUUCCAGAUGACCUACAGAGUGGGUAGACUGAGGGAAGAGAUUGAACUACUUUGAAACAUGUCAGUCAUCCAUAAAAUGCAAUGUUAGCAUCACAGGGAGGUUUUAACAUGUUUAGUUUUGAGGUUUUUUUCUUCCUCAUUUAUCCCACUUCCCUACCCCCUGGCUUAAUCUAUGGAAGUUCAAAGUGCCAUUCUUGUUGUUUGAGGAAACAUGAUAGAACUGUUCAUCAUUUUUAUAAUGGCAUGGUAUUGAAUAGAAAUAGAAGGGAAAAGAAAGGCAUUGUAUUUUUUCUCCAACCGAAACCAGUCAAGAAAUGUAGUUUUUUAAAAUAUAAAAUCAUGCUACUGCAUCUCAUCUCUCAAAUCUACUUAUAAAAUGCUGAAUAGGCUUUGUAACUGCAGUAACAAUCUUCAAAACAGACAAAAUGUAACAGAUUCCAUUUUCUUAGUGGUAGCAAAGGAAUAUUGGCUUUCAGGUGCCAAAAUUGUUCUGCUUAAUAACUGAAAAUUGAAAGACCCUAAUCCCUUAAAACUCAGUAUCCACUUAAAAUUUUUACCAGAAACAAAGUGCCAAAACCAUGAACCAUUCUCUAAUGAAUGGUACCAGCUUCCAUUUUGGAAGUUUCUUCAAAAUGGUUUUGCAUUGUUAGGACAACCUUGCACAGAAGUCGGAAAGUUAGAAAUACAACUUUUAAAAGAAAUGGAUGCUGUAUAGAAUAAACUGGGUUUAUAUCCUAUGUAGUGCAUUAUUUUAAAGUCUUAUUAAUUUAGUGGCAGCAAUUGUAGCGAAUGACAUUUCCCAGUUGUAACACCUUACUUACUGAACUUAGCUCCAGUUUGCUAAAGACUAAAUUGGUACUUGAAACACAACACUGAUAGCUCCAGAAGGCAAGUGAAAAACAGAACCCACAGAGUAAUUUAUUAUAUCCUUGGAGGCUGCUUCAGAUGAUACAUGACGGCCUGAUACACUUUCAGAUUGGAUUUCCCUGUUGUUUCAAAAAGCAGAAAAUACAAACCUUUCCAAAGGUGAAUUCAGAUUCUCAGAUAGCCAUUUUUGUCUUACUGUGUGCUUUCAUCACUGGAUUUCUUUGCUAGAUAAUGCUAUGCAGUUAUCACAGAACUAAAUGGUUGUUCCUUUGACCUCAGGUUUUGGCACAAUUUUAAGUUUCUGUACAUUCUGCAAAUUGUCUAGACCGCUUUAUAUGUGACAGAAUGUUAUUUGUGCUUAUCAUACUGACUUUCCAGACUAUGUUUAAUUUUCCAUACAUAAUACUUUUACAGUUAAGCUGGAAAAAGUUUUAUGUUGUAAUUUUAUGUGGUUUGAGACAGAAAAGGAAGUUAAGAAGGCAAGGAGACACGGUUCAACAAGAAACCAUAAAUAAUCUUGUAAGUAAGUAAAACUGGUGUUCACAGAAAGGCCUCAUUUGCCUAUACAAGUUAUUUUCUUCCACUCAAAGAUCAAUCACUCUGACUGGGACUGCCAAUGCUCUUGUGCUGCUUUCAGCAUAGGUCUACCAAUGGCUGGCAGUAUUUAUGACAGCAGGAGAUGCUUACUGAAUGAGAGUGGUCAAAUCAAAGGACUCCUUUAUCGACUUUGAGGAAAAAAAAAAGAGCUAGAAUUUAAUUCACUAAGCAGUUUAAAAAACUAUAUUAGCAGUGUAAAAUCUUUUAUCAUUUUAAUUAAUUGCAAGAAGCAUCAAUACAAAGGUGAGAAACUCCUAAUGUAGCUCUCUUAGCAACAUCCAAAGUGGUAGGAUUGAGUGUACUUCAGAGUUCUAGAGCCAGUUAGAAAAAGCCAAGCUCCUUGCUGCCAUUCUGUCCCCACUCAAGGGUAACACCCAAGUGUGUGCUAGCCCUCCAGUCCUCUUUCUGUUCAGCUGCCUUUAUCUUCUUGGAAAGAGAUUUGCUAAACUGAUGGGAAGGAAACCUCCAUGCCAGAUCCCUAGGCUGAACACCUGCUGGCCACUAUGCUAGACUGUGAUGAAGCAUGUACCCAACUGUUCCUAUUGCCAUGGCCACAAAGGGUUAUUGAUCUCUCAUUUUAUAGACUUCUCUCCUUCCAACCCAAUGUAUUAAAAAAUCAAAAGCAACCAAAACUAAACCCCACAAGCAGCUAGUCCUUAGGUUCCUAGCACUGUCCAGCCAGGCUCCUUUUUAAUUUAACUCUGCUUAUUGUAAAUAUUUAAAUAGAUUGAUAAAUAUUUAAAAAAAAUAUUUUGUAUAUUUAAAUGCAAGGAAUUGAUUUCAAAUUCUUCCAGGUACUUUGCUACUGUAUUUCUUUAAUCUCAAUACCGCUGAGAUGCCCUUAAGAGCAGUCUGCGAGAUCCGCUCAUCCAUAUAUUUUGAGGACGUAUAUGGUCGAAACCAUAAACCAUUGCUAAAGAGACACUGAUUGCUCAGGGUGACAGGCAGAACAGUUUCAUGAAACAUCUAUUCCAGACAAACCUUUGUUCAACCUUCACCUGAUUAAAAUUUUGUGAUUUGAAAAAAGGUAAAAGGAAGGGAAUGUAGGUAAUUAUGCAACUGAAUUGCAAAGCAUCCGAAGAUUAUAGUUUACUCCUGCAUCGUACACUAUUGAAACAUAUGUAAUUUCUUUUGACACACAGAUCAUGAAUAUAUCGACGAAGUCUGGAGAGUACACUAUCAAAAACCAAAACAGUUUUCAAAGAGUCUUUCUCUGAAAGUAGUGAAUAGUCUUUUGCCCUGCAGGCUAGCAAAAUUUUUAAAGCACUUUGGAUCUUCACACAUUCUAUAAAUAGUGUACUAUAGGAUUUAUGGUUGAAGUAUUGUAUGCUUGAUUAUGUAAUGGGUCUUAGGAAAGUAAGGCCCUGAUGCAAGGAGAUGAAAUGUGUAAAAAUGCCAGUAAGACACAGAGACUAUAUAAAAGAGAAUACAUGUGUUUGCACAUACGUAUGUACAUAUAUGUGUACAUGCAUACAUACAUACACAUAUAAAAAUAUAUAUGUAAACAUGCAAAAUACCCACAGGAGUAGAUUACAGCUUGCCCAUUUAUUAGACAAUGAGCAGAGUUGAAAUUAUUUUCUUCCCCCUAUACAAAGAUCAGUUCGCUUUUUUGAAAAUUCUAAAUUAAAUAUUUUGUAGGCAUUUGGAGCCUAGAAGACCUCAGCAGAACUAGAAGUUUUAAAGUGAUGCAGCUAUCUUGUUUCAAGCUAAGCCAGUUCUCUAAAGUUAAGACUUGAGAUGGACAGUACGAAGGUAUGGUGUAAACGACUGGAGAGAUUUUGUGCUAAUAUUAAAUUCCAUUUACACAAAAUGGGUAUUAGGCAAUGUAGAAUCAUUCGUUAAAAAUAAAUUAGAACAUUCCCCUAAUCAAGCAAACAAACUUUGAAAUGAAAAAGCAGAAUUCACAUACGCACCUUUGGUACAUCCCAAAGGAAAUGUUUAGUUUGGUAGACAAUCAAAAACAGAAGAAUUUCAGAAUGCAAACUCUUACAUGUUACAACAUGUAAGUAUUGAUUUGUGUAUGUGUGUCUGUCUCUUUGCCACACUCAUCUUUAGGAUUAUGGGAAGCAAUUAAUUUUGUGCGAGAUGACAUUUCGUUUCUUGUUAAUGCACUUUAAUGUAAUGUGUAUAUUUAUACUUAGUAAUUUUUUUUAAGCUUUUCUAGUAAACUGUUGCAAAUGUAGUGAAUAAAUAUCUGAUUGUCAAAAACUGUGGGUUUCAGAAAAUAAGCUCAGAAAAAAAAUCAACACCCCAAUAUGGACAUUGGACUUAAUUUGCACAUGCCUAAUAAACAGCUACACAGGAACAAGUCUUUAUAGAGAAGAGCUGACGCUUAGCUGACAGGCAGCCAAAAUUUAAUGUGGGCAAGGGGGACUGCUUUUGCUGUGACUCAUAGUUUGGCCAAUUCCAAAAUGGAUAUAUGCUUCUGCUGUAAAUGAUCCUGAAGACUAUUUUAAAGCAUCAGCUAAUUUAAAAUAUCAGCAAUUAAUUUUAUGCUGUGUAAAAAGUAUUAAUGUUCUACUCUGACUAGUGCCCCAGGUUUUGUUUACAGGUAAAGUUUAAUGAACUGUCAUGACUUAUAAAGCCCAAAAUAUUUUGGACACUGACAUGUUGGCAAGCUGUCUUUACUGUCAAGUGAUGCUCUUUAGAACUUGAAAGCUCCUAAGAAAACACAGUGUAGGCAUACAUUUAUGUUGUGGGGUUUUGGCUCCUAUGGUACCUCAGCUAGGACCGGCUCCUCAAGGUAUAACCUCAAGGCUACACCCAGGUAAAUCAAAAUUACAAGCUCUUCAGUGUAGCAGGACCUAUCUUUUGGGAUCUGAAGACACAUACCUGUGCUUAAUUCUAAGUAUCUCUGGCAAGAGAUCUUUGAGAAAACUUUCUAAGCUCACCUUAAAAAGUUUCUGUAUACUUACACAGAAAAGGUCACAGUUUACAUAAACACCCCCCACCCCCACCCCCAAAUACUUGAAUAGAUACAUGAUUACCUUUUUUAUACUCAUUUAAUUAAACUGGCAAGGCUUAAGGUGUAAUCAAAUGCUUUGAGACCCAAUGGCCAAACCAAGCCAUAUUCUGCUGCAGGAAUUAAUAUUACUCAGUGGACUAAAAUGACAGAACUUACUAGCAUGUAGUCAGCCCACCCUUGUGACAGAAAAAUAGAAUUAUCUUUCCCUCUAGCUCUCUUUGAGUCUGAAAGAAAGAAGUAGAGCCAUUCACUGUAGGGGAAAAUGGGCUUGACCUGAGUUGCACAGCUGCUGUUCCCUGCUGCUGGACCUGUUGAAGAAGUAUUCGUCUCCUUGUGGAAGAGUAAACAACCUUGACAACAGCAGAGGCACUGCAAAUGAGAAGCAACAGCUUUGGAAGGGAUUGUUUGAGCAGCUUUCUCAAUGCUUCUGAGAUAGAGCUCAUUUUUGUGCCAGUUAAAAUGCUUAUGCUCUUAGAAGCAUUUUGCUAGUGACACAGUCAGCUAGAUCAGCAGUCCUGCAUUUGAGAAUGUAUGGCAAAUUGAGAUACAGAGUAAAAAACUAUUUACCUCUAGAUAUACAGUUAGUUCCUUGACUGAUCUCCGUAUUUGCUUCAUCAUGUCAGCAAAAUUUCAGUUGGUAGCCUUCCUCACUACUCCCAGAUGAAUACUUCAGAGCAUUAAGAAGGGAUGGCUUUUGCUCUUCUCACUUUUCAUCUACUACUCUUUUUAUUGUGAAAGGUUUAAAACCUUUCACAAUAAAACUCUGAACUCAAUGAAAAAGUAUAUCCAGAUUUUAGUAUUUAAAACUCUUAAACAGCAAAGACCUUCUGAGUGUUGUUGAAAAAUGUGCCUUAAGAUCAAUUGAUGACGUGUCAGACAAAAUACCUUUUUUUUUUUUUUUUUUUGGCCCUGAGAGCAGAGAAACAUUUGCUGUUUGGGGUCAUCUAAGAAAAAGACCUCUGCAUGACCUCAGAUUACCCUGGUUUAUCCUUUCCUUAAGGAUUAAGGGAAAUACCAGAAGCUGUGUCCUGCCUUUGUGCCUGUAAUACUUGUAAGUCUGAACCAAGCUGAGGACUGCAAUUGAACAAAUUUUUUUUCUUGUAGUUUUCAGGACUAAGUAUUUUCUUCUUAGUGUAUAAAGUACCAAAAGAAUUCUUGUUCUACAUCCCACCCCAAACAUCCUGGACUGAUCACGGCAAAGACACUGUAGACUAGGGAUUAAUAAUUUAAGAUGAUCUGCAGCAUUUCUCCCUUUUCCACUUUUUCACAUCCUUCUUUGUCCAUUAGGCAUACAUUUAUAUCUCAGACCUAUACCUUAAGCAUUUUGAAUCAAGAAUUGUCCAAAAUGUGAUUAACAUUUUUAGGCAUAUUUUUGUAGAUUCUCCUCUUAUUUUCUACUAUCCCCUGCCUGCAGCACAUAACGGUUUUCACAGAAGAACCAACCCAUACUAGUCUUAAUAAUAUAAAGCAAGGAAAAAACCCACCAACAUCUAAGAAGUUGUAAAGUGUUAAUACUGCACAAAAUAUUUUCUGAAAAAGUUGGUAUGAUUUGGCUGUGAAACACAAUCUUACUGAAGACCAGGCCUCUGAGCACUCUCCUCAUACAAAAGCACUGAACAAUGCACAGUCUAUACAAAUUCAGGUUCAGCCAUUUAAAUCUAUACAUAGUCAUGUAAAAUCAACAACUGUCACUUGAAUGAAUCAGAGGGAAAUGUACUGUUAUAAUAACAAAAUACUGCAUUCUUUUACAGUAAAACCUUUUUAUUAUUAACCUAGCUCAUCCAGUGAAUUUUAGAAGCUACUGUAGGAUUAAGUCCAUGAUGGAUUACACUUGCUCACAAUCUCAAAGCUUAAAUUUUGAUUCCUGACCAGAUGGCCCAGCACUAUUAAAAAAACAGUAGCAUUGUUUUAAUUUGGUAUUUUGUACACAAAGUGCAGCUCUUGUAAAGCAAAAGUCAAAGAACAAAAUAAACACCUUUUUAUUUAUUUUAAUAGAGAAACUAAAUAUUCUUGAAAUAAACAUGUCUGCUGCUCUAGCCAAUACUAUACUCAAGGGGGUCUGAGACAUGAGGAAACAAAGACAAGUAGUUGUGCUUAUGAUAUUUUUUCCAACUGGAAAUGAUGACUUCAUCAACAUGCUUUCCUCCAAGGAAUAUUUUGAAUAUUUUAAUGAAGUUAAUAUGGAAUAUAUGGACUCAAAUGUUUUUGCUUAAUACCUCUCUUAAAGCAGAGGUUUUUUUGGUUUUUUUUUUAAGUACUUGUACCACUCAAGGACUCUGUAACCACUCAAGAUUAUGUAAAACAGCAGCACAGGUGGUAUUUUCCAUAUAAAAGCAUAUACACUAUGUUAAAUGAAAACCACGAGAAGAAGUUAAAAUAUCCUUCCAACUUUUAAAGGUCUGAUAAUAAGAAAACAUGGGUUCCUGAAGGUCCGUCUACUCUCAGAUUAUAAUAGACUUUUGGGAAUCACACAGCAAAAUCAGGAAUUUUAUUAUACAGGGCACCACUGUGAGUACAGCUCACUAUUUUUCUUGCUUUCACCUUAGCUCCCAUAACUGAUAUAAUCUCAAUUCCCUUACUAUACCGUCUUACCAAUACCAUCCAUUACUUGAUAUGCAAAAGCAUUUGUACAAAAUUAAAAACUUCUGGAAAAAAAGAGAAGUAUCCAAACAAAAACAUUUACCUUUAAACUGGCAAAAAGGCAUGCUUUCUGCGAGCAAAGCAAUUAAUGCUUUCUAUUUCUUCCUGUAUACCCCAGGAUCAAACUACCAAACUCUUUCACUGAAAGUUUUGCUACCAAGACAGUAUCUUCAAAUGUUUGCAACUGACAAUAUUCUUUGUAGGUACAGAAAUCCCUUGAAAAAAAGAAAAAAGAAGAGAAAAAUGAGAAAAGAGAAGCAAAAAAAAAAAAAAAAAGAGAUAAAAA
Serinus canaria (Common canary) is the source of this 9797-nucleotide messenger RNA. It is a transcript of the gene SLC16A3, whose product is annotated as solute carrier family 16 member 3. Gene Ontology annotation, molecular function: monocarboxylic acid transmembrane transporter activity. Gene Ontology annotation, cellular component: membrane. The transcript is spliced from 5 exons. The coding region runs from base 154 to 1575 and encodes 473 amino acids. The record is from RefSeq and is a predicted model, not a curated record. Lineage: Eukaryota; Metazoa; Chordata; Aves; Passeriformes; Fringillidae. Gene Ontology annotation, biological process: monocarboxylic acid transport; transmembrane transport.